Limanda limanda (common dab) is the source of this 632-nucleotide messenger RNA. RefSeq names its product cold shock domain containing C2, RNA binding a (gene csdc2a). Gene Ontology annotation, biological process: regulation of mRNA stability. The record is from RefSeq and is a predicted model, not a curated record. The transcript has 3 exons. Gene Ontology annotation, cellular component: cytoplasm. Bases 1 to 474 code for a protein of 157 amino acids. Gene Ontology annotation, molecular function: mRNA 3'-UTR binding. NCBI's taxonomy places the organism in Eukaryota, Metazoa, Chordata, Actinopteri, Pleuronectiformes, Pleuronectidae.
AUGUCAGACCCUGACCCCUCCACCACAGUGGACCCCCCAGUGCCACUCGUCCCCCCGCGCACCCCCCUGCAGCUCUCCUUCCCUUUCCUGAGGGAGGGCAGCCGGGUAUGGGAGAGGGAAAGGAAACCGCCACAGCCUAGAGAGCUGCCCAGCCCACUGCCCACCAAGCGCACCCGCACGUACUCAGCGACAGUGCGAGCCAAAUCAGGUCCAGUAUUUAAAGGGGUGUGUAAAAACUUCUCCAGGUCUCAGGGCCAUGGAUUCAUUCAUCCUUCUCAUGGAGCAGAGGACAUCUUUGUCCACAUCUCUGACAUCGAGGGAGAGUACGUGCCUAUGGAGGGCGACGAGGUCACAUACAAGGUGUGUCCCAUCCCUCCAAAGAACCAGAAGAUCCAGGCUGUGGACGUGGUGCUCACCCACCUGAAUCCAGGCACCAAGCACGAGACCUGGUCCGGUCAGAUCAUCAGCUCAUAGACCAGGGCUCUAGGCCUGCACCGUUUGGAAAAAGAAAGUUCUUGGAAUGGAGCUGGAAGGGGAGAGGAUGUAUGUUUUGGGUUCCGAGGUUCGGAACCAGGUGUGAGAAAGAGGGAUCAGAGGUAGAAUGUUAGAGUAUAAAGGUUUUGGGUCAGAAA